Penicillium soppii is the source of this 1290-nucleotide messenger RNA. RefSeq names its product URC4/urg3 family protein. Lineage: Eukaryota; Fungi; Ascomycota; Eurotiomycetes; Eurotiales; Aspergillaceae. Bases 1 to 1290 code for a protein of 429 amino acids. The transcript has 4 exons. The record is from RefSeq and is a predicted model, not a curated record.
AUGGACCCCCAAAUCGAAGAAUUGUUAGGCUUAGAAGCCGUCCGCGCCAGAGCUCAUGCCGUACUUAAGCUAGCUGAGCAAGGCCGUCUUAACCACUUUAAUUAUCAUGCCGAGCGAAUGGAAGAUGCCACCGAUUAUGUUCUGAAAUUGAUCCAGCGCGACUUUGGCCCCGACAAAUACCACCUCAUUCCGCCCCAUGGACGUUGGCAGCAUUUUGAAGUCGGCGGGGUUCCCCGCAUAGCCAACCUUCUCGCCGAAUGGGAUCAACAGAAAUGUGACACCACCGAAAAGACACGCCGACUCGUGGAUCUUUUCUUUGUCUCUGUUCUUCUCGAUGCCGGUGCUGGAGACUUCUGGCGCUUCCAAGAGCCAGGAACUGGUCAUACUCUUAAUCGGAGUGAGGGUAUCGCGGUGGCAGCGCUACACAUGUUCCUGAAUGGUGACUUCGCUGGCCCAAAUUCGGCGAUGAAGCAUACCGCUAAUGGCGAGGCACUGCGCAAUAUCAACGUUGAUAUCCUAUCUCGUGGGCUCCAAGUCAAUACUGAAAGCAACCCCAUGAUCGGAGUGGGUGCACGUGCAGAUAUUCUCCGCAAGCUCGGCGAAUCCUUGGUAAACUUGAAAGAUAUCUUCGGCCCUACUGGCCGCCCAGGAAAUCUUGUUGACUACCUCGGCGCCAAAUCCACUGAGAGUGGAAAGCUUGACUAUAAGGAUCUUUGGAAAGUUCUCCAAACCCUCCUGCUGCCCAUUUGGCCAUCUGACCGGACUCACCUGAAAGGACAACCCAUCGGCGAUGCAUGGCCCCUCCGAGCCCUUGAACAACAGCCCGGGAAUGAGUCAAACCCUUAUUCCAACAUACAGCCCUUCCACAAACUCACUCAGUGGCUGGCAUACUCAUUGCAAGUACCGUUCUCUCGCCUCUUGUCGGUCUCAUGGACCAACACCCACCUGGGAACUGGUCUACCGGAAUACCGUAAUGGAGGAAUGCUCGUUGACUUGGGGGUUCUUGAAUUAAAGCCCGAGGCUCUACAGAGAGGUCUAACUCUCUCUGGUGGUAGCUUGCCUUCGUAUGGCGCAGGAGACGAUGAAAUUGUGGAGUGGCGAGCGAUGACAGUUGCCCUUUUGGACGUACUACAUGAGAAGAUUCUUGCGCGCUUGGAUGGCGUCCAGUUGUCUCUUCCGCAGGUGCUAGAGGCUGGUUCGUGGAAGGCGGGCCGCGAGCUUGCUGCAGCUAAUCGACCGGAUACAAAGUGUAGCCCUAUCUUGAACUUUGGUGAUGGGACCUUGUUCUAG